Messenger RNA from Saccostrea echinata, 2524 nucleotides. RefSeq names its product tubulin polyglutamylase TTLL11-like. Gene Ontology annotation, molecular function: tubulin-glutamic acid ligase activity; tubulin binding. The coding region runs from base 290 to 2515 and encodes 741 amino acids. Gene Ontology annotation, cellular component: cilium. The record is from RefSeq and is a predicted model, not a curated record. Lineage: Eukaryota; Metazoa; Mollusca; Bivalvia; Ostreida; Ostreidae. The transcript has 8 exons. Gene Ontology annotation, biological process: protein polyglutamylation; microtubule cytoskeleton organization.
GCGUCCAAUGGCGGACAAGCUAAACAAGUGCGUCAUGCUCGUACAUUAUUGAUAUUCGUCUGCCGAGAUAUUUAAAUCAUCCAGGACACACGACAGUUGAAUGAGAUGGUAAAUAGAAGCAGCUGAAUGGUGUUUAAUGAGUUGAUUAUGUUUAUAUUCAUAGAAAAUGGUUAAUUAACGUUGAUAAAGUUCUUGAAACCUGCAUGCAUUGCAUUUUUGUACUCGGAAAAUAUAUCUUAAAAAAUAUGUGAAUAGAAAGGUAGAAUAAAAAAUUGAAACAGACCGAACCAUGGCAGCGUCCAAAUCCCUUCUGGAUAGUUUGAAGAAACCUGAACCAACAAAUUUUAAAAUGACUGACUUUCGACGGGAAUUACAUUUGCGCCAUAAACGAGAGGAGCAUUCGAAAAAAGAGCGUCUGAAAGCCCAGCAAGAAUCGAGAUAUGUUCCUAAGUAUGCAAUCACUAUUGACACAUCUAGAGCUCGAUCUAACAAUGAUGUCCUGAGAAUGUGCAUUAGAGAGCUGGGAUUUAAAGAGUAUCCAUUUGGCCGUAAAGAUAAUUGCUGUGAUGUACAUUGGCAUGCUAUUCACUUUGAGGACAACCCAGAGGUAUAUGGAGGGAAAGUCAAUAAAUUUCCAGGGAUGGGUGAAAUAUGCAGCAAGAUGACAUUAUUCAGAUGCCUGGACACAAUGAGAGACCUGUUCCCAACAGAGUAUGAUUUCUAUCCAAGGACCUGGUACCUGCCAGCUCAAUUUCAUGAAUUUUCUUGUGAAAUACGAAAACUGCAUGAGAGACGAGUGAAACCUAAACCCACAUUCAUAAUAAAACCUGACACAGGGGCCCAGGGGGAUGGAAUUUAUCUACUGAGAGAACCCAAUGAAUACUCAUCAUAUAAUGGCAAGUGCCAUGUUGCUCAAGAGUACUUGUCAAAUGUGUAUUUAAUUGACAAGUUCAAAUUUGAUCUACGAAUCUAUGUUUUAUUGAAAAGUUUAGAGCCAUUGGAAUUCUAUAUUUGCCGAGAGGGACUUGCCAGAUUUUCUACUGUUCCAUAUGAAAAUCCAACUAAUAAAAAUAUACAUGAGUCUUUUAUGCAUUUGACUAAUUACUCAUUAAACAAAAGAAGCUCAAAUUUCAAUCGUUCAGAACGUGAGGAUGAAGGAAGCAAGAGGACAUUGACUAGUGUGUUGCGCAGAAUUGCCAUGAAUGGACAUGAUAGCAAUAAAGUAUGGAAGUCUAUAGAGAGGAUUGUAUGUAGAACCAUUGUGGCUAUUGUACCAGAAAUGAAAGUGGAGUAUCAGGCAGCUAUGCCACCAGGAAAAAGUGGAGCUUCCUGCUUUCAGGUGCUAGGUUUUGAUAUUCUUCUCCUCCAUAACUUGAAGCCUGUCUUGCUGGAAGUCAAUGCAAGCCCCAGCCUCAGUUUGGAUAGUGAGCAAGAAGUAGCCCCGGGAGUGUUCGAAUAUGUUCAUAGUCCAAAGGAUGAAGAAAUCAAAUACCCACUUAUUAGGGAUACAUUGCUCCAUGUGGUGCCAAUGGAAAAACUCAAAUAUUAUCGGAAAAGAAAGAGAAAGAGAAUGCUAAGGAAACUCAAGGCCAGUACUUCACACAAGACCAAACGCCCAGAACCUCUAGUAAAACAGAGGACCUCCAUUGUUAUUAUCAAGGCCGAUGAGUCUGAUGAGGAGAAGAGAGAAGUUAAUGUCACUCAACAGAUGUCAGAAAUGCACAUGGAUGUAGAUAGUUCAGUUGUCAGUCAGGGCGAAAGCACAGGAAGAGAUACAAUCUCAGAUGAUGAACGAGAAUCAAAUUUGAAGUUUGAUACAGACAUUGAUGAAGAAGUGGACAACUACUAUGAAAAUAAACUGAAAGAAAGCUGUUUAAAGCAACUGUAUCCUGCCAUUUAUGAUGAAGAAUGUGAGAGAUUCAGAAUUCUGGAGAGAGUAGCUGGACUUUUUAUCUACUUCCUAGGAAUCAGGGGGUCGUUAAGAAUUGGUCCAACUGGAUUCAGAACCUUUGCCAGAAAAUGUCGACUGAACAGAAAAGGUAUGACAAACGCAGCCGUGGAUAUCAUGUACAUAGAUUUACAGAGGCGCUGGGACCACAUGAAUCCUGAGAGGACUUCUGGGCUAUGCUAUCAAGGAUUCCUUGAUGCUUGUAUGGAGAUAGCCAGAAGAAAAUUUUACGCUCCAACCAAAAUAGAAAUGCUUGAAAACUUGGCAGAUCACUGUGAACUCAGUCUUAACCUCAAAGGCAAAGAUCUUGCCGACAAUCUGCCACGACUGCACUUCCGACGUUUAGGAUUACAAUACCGCCAGGGGUCAAUGUUUGCAAUGCCUCGACGAGUGAUUGAGAUGACCGAGGAAACGACAAUUGAGGACCUUCUGACGUCACACGAAAAGAAACUGAGACAAGCCUCUAAAGAGGACAUUGAGGCAUUUUUGAGGAAGAGGAGAAUGACGUAUCAACCUACUUCUGCUGCCUCCAUAUUAGGUGGUACAAAGUCACCUAAUUCUGAGUAACAGUCUUUA